AUGGCGGGAUCGGCGGCCGAAGACGACAAUCGCUCACAGAAGCGCACCCACGACGAGUUCGCCGGCCAAGAUGCCUCUGACUCCUCGUCCGACGACGACAUGGGCCCCCAGCUGCCCUCCGAGGCCGCUCCCAAGAAGAAGCGCCGCGUUCUGCCCUACGAGAAGCUCUACGUGGCCGCCCUGCCCAAGUCCGCACGCUACUCGCGAUCCCUCAUGCACAAGGACCAGCUGCUGUUCGCCACAUGGACGCCGCUCACCGAAUUUUUAAUAACCUGCUCCGUCGACGGCGUGGUCAAGUUCUGGAAGAAGAUUGCUCAGGGCAUCGAGUUCGUCAAGCAGUUUCAGGCGCACAACGGGGAGAUCACCUCCGUCUCCGUCAGCAGGGAUGGCCGCAGCUUCGCGACUGUCGGCACGGACGACUCCAUCAAGAUAUUCGACGUGGUUACGUUUGACCUGCUGUCCAUGCUCAACCUCAAGUUCACCCCCAAAGCCGUCUGCUGGGUCCAUCAGAAAGGCGCCUCGUUCCCGCAACUGGCGGUCUCCGAGUCGACGAAACCUCUGAUACACAUUUUCGACGGACGGGGCGACCGCGAGGACCCGAUACAUACCAUCAAGGGCCUGCAUCGGAGCCCCGUUCACCUCAUGGCGUACAACGAUGCAUUUGACUGCGUUGUCUCGGCCGACGAGAACGGCAUGGUAGAGUACUGGCGCCCAGGCGGCUCCUACGAGAAGCCGGACAACGUCUUCGAGUACAAGAGCUCCACGAACCUGUUCGAUUUCAAAAAGGCCAAAUCGAUACCCUCUUGCUUGACGAUAUCCCCCAACGGCAACAGCCUUGCGACGUUCUCCUAUCCUGACCGCAAGGUCCGCAUCUUUGAUUUCGCAACCGCCAAGCUUCAACGCACCUACGAUGAGUCGCUGCAGGCAAUCGAGGAGAUGCAGCAGGCCGGUGCCUCGUCGCAGAAGCUCGACCACGUCGAGUUUGGGCGACGGCUAGCGCAGGAGAAGGAUGUGGAAUCAGCUACGCUGCGCAACAAGUCCAACAUCAUCUUCGACGAGUCAGGCAACUUCAUCUUCUACGGCUCCAUGCUCGGCAUCAAAGUCCUCAACACGUACACGAACCAAGUCGUCAGGGUCUAUGGUAAAGACGAGCACUUUCGCGCCGUCAACCUCGCUCUGUACCAGGGCCAGCCGCAGAAGAAGGGCAUAGUCUCGGUGGAAAUGGGCGCGUCGAGCAAUCCGCUGCUGCAGGAGUCGGAGACUCGCGAUCCUAUUCUGGUGGCAACGGGUGCAGGCAAGCAGCGCUUCUACAUGUUCAGCAACGAGGAGGACAUCUCCAAGUCGACCCGUGACAUCCAAAAUGAGCGACCGACGACGCUGGGCGGAGCCAACAAAAAGGAGGGCAAUGCAAAGCGUCGAGAGACAGGGGAGUCUGCAGUCGUCCAUACCAAUUACGGCGACAUCCACAUCCGCCUCUUCCCCGAUGCGGCACCGAAGGCCGUCGAGAAUUUCGUGACGCACUCGAAGAACGGCUACUACAACGGCACCAUCUUCCACCGUGUCAUCCGCAAGUUCAUGAUCCAGGGCGGCGAUCCCCUCGGUGACGGGACGGGCGGCGAGAGCAUCUGGGGGCGCGAGUUUGAGGACGAGUUCAGCAGCCUCAAGCACGACAAGCCUUUCACUGUCAGCAUGGCCAACGCGGGGCCCAACACAAACGGCAGUCAGUUCUUCAUCACGACUGAGAAGACGCCCUGGCUUGACGGCAAGCACACGAUUUUCGGCCGAGCCACCCAGGGCUUCGACGUGAUCCAGAAGAUUGAGAACGCGCGCACUUACAAGGAGAAGCCGGAGGAAGACAUCAAGAUCCUCAACAUUGACGUAAUGUAG
Molecule: messenger RNA, 1887 nt
Organism: Purpureocillium lilacinum
Lineage: Eukaryota; Fungi; Ascomycota; Sordariomycetes; Hypocreales; Ophiocordycipitaceae
Biological process (GO): protein folding; protein peptidyl-prolyl isomerization
Molecular function (GO): peptidyl-prolyl cis-trans isomerase activity; protein binding
Source: RefSeq, a predicted model, not a curated record